UCAAAUCGGAAAGCCAAACGAAAUCCGUCUAGGGGAAAUAAUUAACUGCGGGGAGCACACGAAUCCGUCUUUCUCGCUUCUUCCUCUUCGUCUCCGGACUCACGGUCGCCUCCUUCCCUCGUCGCAGCCUCGCACCGUAGCCGCACGCACCUCAUCGCCACAAGCAAAGGCCAAAGGAGGACUCGGAAGCAGGAGCUCGCAGCUUCUCGAAGCGCCGCGCCGGCGUGGGAGGAGGAGGAGGGAGAGCCCGCGAACCCCUCCUCUCCCGAUCCGAGCACCGUACGGCGGAUCGACUCCCGGCCGCGCCUCGCUGGAUCCCCGUGGUUCCAUCACCGGAGAUAGUUUUGCUGGAGUCGAUCUGGUGGGGGGCUUGGAGCUUGAGGCGGGGUUGAGAUGGAGGACUUACUGAACACGGAGAUCGGGAAGCACGACUACGACUGGCUUCUGACUCCCCCAGGAACACCCCGUUUUCCUGCAUUGGAGGUUGCUGAGAAAGUUCCACCCUCAAAUGUGUCCAAACAUACUACCACUAGAUCAUCCUCCACUACCAGGGCAUCAAGGCUUUCUGUUUAUGAAACAGAGAACAGGCAUUCCAUAGUUUCUACUAGACCUGCACGAUGUAACUCCCGCCCUUCUAUCCAAUCUGCUCCCUUAUCUAGCAAUAACAGGUCAUCAGUGCUCAAUGGAAGCAUUUCUUCUGUCAGUUCGAGACCUACAACACCGAGCAAGAGGAUUGGCACUGUUCCCUCAUCGAAACCAUCAGUUGUAGCUUCACAUCCAGUGGUAGCACGGUCGUCUACUCCAGUCAAAACCCGUCCGGCGACUCCAGUCAAAAUUCGUCCAUCCACUCCGGUCAAAACUCGCCCGGCUACCCCAGUCAAAACUUGUCCAUCUACUCCAGACAAAACCCGUCCAUCCGUUUCCAACUCCAUGCCCAACUCAACUGCUGUGAAGGCCACAUCAGCACAGAACUCAAGGUCUUCAACUCCAACAUCUCGGCCCCGAAGCUUUUCUAGCUCAUCUUCAAGCACAGCUCCUGCAGUGAGUCGUCCCAGCUCAUCCUCUGGCACAAUACCUGCAAUAUGUCGUUCUAGCUCUUCUUCAAGUAAAGCUGCUUCAGUGACCCGUUCUAGCUCUCGAUCAUCUACACCAACACGCCAGCCUGUCAUGCGUUCAUCAGCUCCACCCAUUGCUCGCUCACCUUCUGUUGGGAGGAUUUCUGGCAGCAAUAACUUAACAUCUAGUGGUCGAUCGGUAGAGAGCCGUGGUCGAAUUUCAGCACCUUCGUCAGCACCAUCAUCCCGUCCAAGUUCCCCAAAUCCACGUCUGCGAGCUCCAGUUAAGACACUAGAUCUUCCACAUUUCCCAAGUGAUACUCCCGCUAACUUAAGGACUAAGAUACCAGACAGACCACUCUCUGCUGGUAGAGCACGGCCAGGAAUUGGUCUGGGAGCCAGGUCAGCCCCAAAUGCUGAACCAGUUACAUCAGCUCCUGUGAAGAAGAUGUCUGUGCCUGCUAUUACUCGAAGUAAAUUUUCUGAUGCACCAUCCAAGGCACCUUCUCUUAUCAGUGGAAACCAGAAUAGACAGGCUGAGAGAUCUGUUAUGGACAGCCAGCCUGCUAGACCCUCCCGGUCUGCCACAAGUGCAGAAAAUGGAUUCGGCAGGACAAUAUCAAGGAAGUCAAUUGAUAUGGCAAUCAAGCACAUGGACAUUCGUCAAAACUUGGGUGGCAUUCGUGGUGCAUCUCUAUUUCCUCAUGGCAUUCGGUCUUCUACUGCAAAGGGCCAGCCAACUCGCAGAUCAGAUCCUGGUCAUCACAUCUCAAAUGGUGACCAUGGCGCCUAUACCGACAAUGGUAGUACCAAUGGACACUUCUCCGGUGAUUCCAAUGGAGCUCUUUCAUACUAUGGCGGUAGCUCAACUGAUUCCCCAGAUAGAGAAAGCAUUGGAGCUAAAGAGACAUUGAGUGAAGUGGAUAUAUAUGGCUGUUCAAGGUAUGAGGACAUGUUGCUUAGGGAGGACACAAAGAACACGGACUGGUUGCACAGUGUCGAUGACAAGUUUGACCAGAGCCCUGUGUUCGAUCACCGGUUUGAACCACUCCCAGAGCCAUUUGGUCCUAUGUGAUGUUUACCAUUUGUAGAGGUGUUGCCCCUUGUUCUUUUAGCUCCCAGUGAUUGCAAAGUUGUAUGCUGUUUCUGUUUGGUCUUCCACUUCCCCCAUCUUUUUUAUAGAAUGUGCUCAAAGAUACUAAGAUUGUGGGGUUUGUACUGUGUAUCUUUGGUAUAUGGGGACUGCAGGCUCAGUUUUGAAUGUUUCUGAACUGAAGAUCCAAGUGCGGCAAAACUAGUUUAUGACCUUUGCCUCAUGAAUAUUAUAGCAUUGGCAUUUCCAAGAUACAACUAUGAAA
Messenger RNA from Brachypodium distachyon (stiff brome), 2413 nucleotides. RefSeq lists its product as uncharacterized. Gene Ontology annotation, biological process: cortical microtubule organization. NCBI's taxonomy places the organism in Eukaryota, Viridiplantae, Streptophyta, Magnoliopsida, Poales, Poaceae. Gene Ontology annotation, cellular component: cortical microtubule. The transcript is spliced from 5 exons. Bases 394 to 2130 code for a protein of 578 amino acids. The record is from RefSeq and is a predicted model, not a curated record.